Elephantulus edwardii (Cape elephant shrew) is the source of this 936-nucleotide messenger RNA. Its product is annotated as olfactory receptor 6C68-like. Gene Ontology annotation, biological process: G protein-coupled receptor signaling pathway. NCBI's taxonomy places the organism in Eukaryota, Metazoa, Chordata, Mammalia, Macroscelidea, Macroscelididae. Bases 1 to 936 code for a protein of 311 amino acids. Gene Ontology annotation, molecular function: olfactory receptor activity; G protein-coupled receptor activity. The transcript has a single exon. The record is from RefSeq and is a predicted model, not a curated record. Gene Ontology annotation, cellular component: membrane.
AUGAGAAAUCGAACAAUAACAACAUUCAUCCUUCUGGGACUGACAGAAGAUCCUCAGCUACAAGUUUUGGUUUUUGUUUUUUUACUUACCACUUACGUAUUGAGUGUAAGUGGAAAUUUGACAAUCAUUACCCUCAUCUUGGUGGAUCCUAAUCUUAAAACACCUAUGUAUUUUUUCCUCCAAAAUUUCUCUUUCCUAGAAAUAUUCUUUACCUCUGCCUGUAUUCCAAGAUACUUACACAGUAUAUCAGUGGGUGACAGAACAAUUACCUAUUACGGAUGUUCCAUUCAACUAUUUUUAGUUGAUCUCUUUGCAGUCACUGAGUUUUUUCUUUUGGCUACCAUGUCUUACGAUCGUUACGUAGCCAUCUGCAAACCCUUGCAUUAUAUGACGAUCAUGAACAGCAAAGUAUGCAAAGUAAUGGUUAUGUGCUGUUGGUUGGCAGCACUUGUGAUUAUCCUCCCACCACUUAGUUUAGUUUAUAAUCUGGAAUUCUGUGACUCUAACAUCAUUGACCAUUUUGGCUGUGAUGUACCACCUAUGCUGAAAAUCUCAUGCUCAGACACAUGGUUAAUUGAGAAGAUGGUGACGGUCUGUGCUAUAUUGGCCUUUGUCAUCACUUUUAUAUGUGUUCUCUUCUCCUACAUAUAUAUCAUCAAGACAAUUCUAAAAUUCCCUUCUGUCCAACAAAGGAAAAAGGCCUUUUCUACCUGUUCUUCCCACAUGAUUGUAGUUUCCAUCUCCUAUGGCAGCUGCAUCUUCAUCUAUGUCAAGUCUUCUUCAAAAGAACAGGUGAAGAUUAAUAAAGGUGUAUCAGUGCUCAUAUCAUCCAUAUCACCAGUAUUGAAUCCUUUUAUAUAUAGUUUGAGGAAUAAACAAGUUAAACAAGCUUUUAAUGAUACACUAAAAAAAAUUAUCCUCUUUUCAAGAAAGUAA